Molecule: messenger RNA, 2753 nt
Organism: Pogona vitticeps (central bearded dragon)
Lineage: Eukaryota; Metazoa; Chordata; Lepidosauria; Squamata; Agamidae
Gene: CHDH
Product: choline dehydrogenase
Cellular component (GO): mitochondrial inner membrane
Molecular function (GO): flavin adenine dinucleotide binding; choline dehydrogenase activity
Source: RefSeq, a predicted model, not a curated record
UUGCUUGCCGGCGAACCUGGGUCAGGGCGUGAGAAAAGUCAAAGUAUUUGACUUUGUACUGUUUACUUCAGAAAUACAACAGGACAAAUAUGUCGCAUUUAAUGAAAAGAAUUCAGACGUGCGAUUUUGCCAGUCAUGUGCACAGAGUAGGAAGAAUGUUAAUUAAAAAGCAUCUAUUGAGAGGUUUAAAUGCCUUGAGUGGCCAAAAACUGAGAACACAGGCAUUGUCUGAUGUUGAUUCCAAAAACAUGGAUGCUUUCAGUUAUGUGAUUGUUGGAGCUGGUUCUGCAGGAUGUGUCUUAGCCAACCGAUUGACUGAAGACCCUCAGAGCACUGUUAAAUUGCUGGAAGCAGGGCCCAAAGAUACUCUUUUGGAUAGCAAAAUGCUACUGUGGAAGAUUCACAUGCCUGCUGCGUUAACCUACAACCUGUGUGAUGACAAAUAUAACUGGUAUUACCAUACGACACCACAAAAGCACAUGGAUAAUCGAAUCAUGUAUUGGCCAAGAGGGAGAGUGUGGGGUGGUUCCUCCUCCCUCAAUGCCAUGGUGUACAUUCGAGGGCAUGCAGAAGAUUAUAACAGAUGGAGUAAGGAAGGAGCUACUGGAUGGAACUAUGAAUUUUGUUUGCCUUAUUUUAAGAAAGCACAAACUCAUGAGCUGGGUCCUGACCUUUAUCGAGGUGGGAAUGGCCCACUUCACGUAUCAAGGGGGAAAACAAAAAACCCUCUUCAUCAAGCAUUUUUGGAUGCAGCUCAGCAAGCUGGGUACCCUUUCACAGAGGACAUGAAUGGUUUUCAGCAAGAAGGCUUUGGCUGGAUGGACAUGACCAUACACAAAGGUCAAAGAUGGAGCACAGCCAGUGCUUACCUUCGCCCUGCAUUAUCCCGUCCAAAUUUGUCUGCAGAAGACAGUACGUUUGUAACCAAAAUUUUAUUUGAAGGCACCAAAGCCAUUGGCAUUGAAUAUAUUAAAAAUGGAGAAAAGAAAAAAGUUUUUGCUACUAAGGAAGUUAUUUUAAGUGGAGGUGCCAUAAAUUCCCCACAGCUACUUAUGUUGUCUGGAGUUGGAAAUGCAGAUGAUCUGAAAAAAUUAGGAAUACCCAUUGUAUGUAACCUUCCAGGAGUUGGCCAGAAUCUUCAAGACCACCUAGAAAUAUAUGUACAACACAAAUGUACUCAACCUGUCACACUAUACGAAUCACAAAAGCCUCUUCAAAUGGUCAAGAUUGGUCUCGAAUGGUUCCUGAAACAUACAGGUUAUGGUGCCACUGCCCACCUGGAGACAGGUGGAUUUGUCAGAAGUCGACCAGGAGUUUCUCACCCAGAUAUUCAGUUUCACUUCCUCCCUUCCCAGGUGAUUGACCAUGGCCGUGUUGCUUCUCAGCUGGAGGCUUAUCAGGUCCAUGUUGGUCCCAUGCGCAGUACCAGCACAGGAUGGCUAAAAUUAAAAAAUGCUGACCCCAGAGAACAUCCUAUCCUUGAACCCAACUAUUUAUCAACAGAAAUAGAUGCCUGGGAAUUCCGUCAGUGUGUGAAGUUAACCAGAGAGAUAUUUGCUCAGAAGGCCUUUGAUAUAUUCCGAGGAUCUGAAAUUCAACCAGGAGAACAUGUUCAGUCGGAUGCAGAAAUAGAUGCCUUCAUAAGACAAAAGGCAGAUAGUGCCUAUCAUCCUUCCUGCACGUGCAAAAUGGGACAGAGUUCUGAUACUACUGCUGUGGUUGAUCCCCAGACCAAAGUUAUAGGAAUGGAAAACCUGAGAGUUGUUGAUGCCUCAAUAAUGCCUAGUAUUGUCAGUGGAAAUUUAAAUGCCCCAACUAUUAUGAUAGCAGAGAAAGCUGCUGAUAUGAUCAAGGGACUGCCAUCACUUCAAGAGAAAAAUGUUCCUAUAUAUAAACCCCAAACUUUGGAAACUCAGCGUUAAGUAACUCCAGUAUUCUCUUUACUCGGUGGAAGUUCUUCAUUGUAUCAGAAUCUCAGCUUUUCCUUUGUCACAUUAAAAAGUAUCAAAAACUGUGGUUUCCCACGAAUUACCUAUCUGAAAUCCCUUCUCAGUAACAAUCCAAAACAAAUCUUCAAUUACAGUCAGCAAAAGCAAUUAGAUAUAUUAAGUGAAGUUGCUUGGAAACAGUCAGCUACUACCCUCUCUAAUAAUAACUGGUGAAUAUAUUAUCAAAGCAACAACUGCAUAAUAAUAUGCCUGAUGUACUUAUUAUUUUCUGUAGGUGGAUCUUACAGUGGAAUGAACCUCAGAUCUUUAGAGAUGUGAAGGCCUAUAAUCUCCCACUUCUUCCCAGUUUGUAGGGAGGAGCAUGAAAAAUCUUUUUCGCUUUUGUUUUUGGCCCAGCGUCUCCAUAUCUCUAAUCCUGAAUUGACAUUCAAGUGGUUGGAAGAACAGUUGUAAUCAAGUCAGAAUAUGGCUUAUGAGCUUUUGGUUUUACACUGAAAUAAGUUGACCUUACUGUAUUUUUUCAGGCCUGCACCAAGUAUUAGGUAGAAAAUUCAAGGGGCACAGUUGGUAUAUUUCAGAAAAAUAUAGCCCUGACACAGUUCCAGUCAGAGCUGUGUCAUGGGGUUUAUGUUAUGCUCUUUGUGAUUCUUAUUUUCAGCUAUAUUCAAUUGUGAUCAAAGUGGUUUCCUCUUAUUAAGUAUUAAAUAUUUUCCCACUUGAGAAAAAUGGGAUAAAUUACCAUAGAAUGCUCACAAUCUGCUUGAUAUUUUCAGUGGUCCAAUAAAGGUAUUGCCUGCUCCUGGA